Messenger RNA from Protopterus annectens (West African lungfish), 3259 nucleotides. It is a transcript of the gene TPBG, whose product is annotated as trophoblast glycoprotein. The transcript has 2 exons. The record is from RefSeq and is a predicted model, not a curated record. Gene Ontology annotation, cellular component: plasma membrane. Gene Ontology annotation, biological process: negative regulation of canonical Wnt signaling pathway. Gene Ontology annotation, molecular function: protein binding. Lineage: Eukaryota; Metazoa; Chordata; Ceratodontiformes; Protopteridae. The coding region runs from base 579 to 1736 and encodes 385 amino acids.
GAGGCUUGAGUUAAUAGUUUAUUUUUUCCGGUAGCUUUGCUUUUUCUAAAUCAAAGUAAGAUGUGUCUUAAGGACAGAGUUAUGUUUAGUUAGAGAAAUCAUUUGGGUAGACUGGGAAUUUACCUAUGAUUUUUUAAUUACUGUUCCCUUUUAGGAGCCGAGUUCAAAACGUGUUGUUCCCAUCCCUUUUGUCCGUAAGUGUAAAAAUGAAUGAUUUACUUAUUCGUGUGGGGGAUGCAACGUUACAUAAAGUUCACCACUUUUAUUUCUGUUCUGAUUACUGAGAAGUGAGUAUGCAGGCGAUUUUUCCUUUCAGUUGCAUCUCAAUUUGCGCCGGUGUAGCUGAUUGAGUAUAGGAAGUCCGGGACUGGUGUUUGUACUCAAAUUAUCUGCAGCGUUUGUGAAGAAAGGACUGACUAUUGCGUUCAUCAUUUCUUCAAAGCCUUAGCGAGUGGUUGCUUCGUAGCUAAAACAAGUGAAUGUUUCUCCUCCGGUUUUUUCCUGUUUAAACUAGGAGAAUACUAAUGAAAUGAAGAAAGUCUUUUCCGUGACUAUACCCUGGUUUUGAUGUUUCAGCAAUGCUGACCGCUGGAAUAUUCAGUGCUUUAUGUAAUCGAGUUGGACUACAGAAGGUUCCUUUUAUGAACAUCGGAGAGUUGCUUUUAUUUCACCUUUUGGCCUUUGUAUCUGCAGACGACUCUGUCUCCUGCCCUGGGUUUUGUGAGUGCUCCCAGCCCGUAAGAACUGUUAAGUGUGCAAACAACAACUACUUAACUUAUAUUCCUCAAAAUAUACCUUCAUAUGUUCGAACACUUUUUAUUACAGGUAAUAAUAUUACCAGGCUAGAGUCAAAUGCCUUUUCAGAAAUGUAUCUGGAGCAGCUGAUCUCCUUGAAUCUAAGUGGCAAUGGUAUAGAAAUAAUAGAGCCACUCUCUUUUGUUAAUUUGCCAAAUUUAAAAUAUCUGGAUCUAAGCAAUAACAGGAUACUAAACUUCAGUGUAAAUGCUUUUAAUGGUACAAAUAGUUUGACAAACUUAACUCUUAGCAAUGCUCUUUUCAAUUACUCUCUCAUGAAUGAACUGGAACAUCUGUUUCAGUAUGGUUCACUUUCUAAUUUGGAAAAUUUGGCAUUGCCUAGCAACAAUUUACUUUAUUUGACUCCAGGCAUGUUCUCUGCCCUUCCCAAGCUAAAGCAUCUGGAUUUGAGGAAUAAUACACUUUUGAAGUUUCAUAAAGAUACUUUUGCAAAACUUAGCCUGGAGUUCCUUGAUUUGAGUGACAAUUCACUGAAAAAUGUGAAGAAUGAAACAUUGACACAGCUGAACAGUCAAAGUGAUCUCUCUAUCGGGCUUGAUAAUAAUAUGUGGACUUGCGACUGUGAAAUAGAAAGCUUCCUCAUCUGGCUUAAUCAUUCCAACAAAGUGAAGAACAAAGAGCAUCUAACUUGCUACUCUCCAGAUGCCCUAAGGGAUAUACCUCUUUUGCAGGUUAAACUCAUAAGUCUGGAAUGCGUUUCUCCAAAUGUGUUGCAAACGUCAUAUGUGUUCUUGGGAAUUGUUUUAGCACUGAUUGGAGCAAUCUUUUUAUUGGUGCUUUAUUUGAACCGAAAGGGUAUCAAGAAGUGGAUGCAUAACAUAAGAGAUGCAUGCAGAGAUCACAUGGAGGGUUAUCAUUACCGGUAUGAGAUCAAUACAGACCCUAGGCUAACAAACUUGAGCACAAAUUCUGAUAUUUAGUGAGACGCAUGGUAUGAGACAGCUUUUAUAAAAACUAUGAAUAGAAUCAAGAGUCCUGUUAGGUUCUCAUUCUUUGUUCACAGAAACAGGGAUGUGCGGCAGUAAUUAAAUUUUCUUUCUUGCUGGCAAUACAGGCAUUGUUCCCAGAUAAACGUGGUUAUCCAGGAAUGUAUUUUUCAUUUAUUUUUAUGUUGUCUGUUUGCAUGUUAAAAGGCAGUUGCUUGAGGACUUAAUUUGUAAUGACAUGAUCUGAAGGUUUUGUUCUGUAGUUUUUAUACUUAGUCAGGCUUGGCUUCCAGGCUUUUUGUUAACAGUUAACAUGUAUAGAGCGUAGUCUCCAGAGUCAAAGCAUUAAGUAUUAGAGCCUUGCUAAUGCCUCAGGUAUGUUAAUGUAUGAAUUUUUUUUUUUUUUGCUUAGUGUUAGCUAGGAAGUUAGUUAUGGUGCUAAAAUAUUUUCUAACUUUUACAAAUUACUCAUUUUUAUAAAACAUUUAUUUUUAAAACUUGUAUAGUGGUGGUGGAGAAGACUGUAGAUGAAAACGUGCGUCGUGUAUUGUAUGCUCUUAAUCUGCAUUUAUGACUGGGUGUAGUUGUAUUUUAAAGAUCUGCAUUACUUUGCUUUAUAGCCUGACACAUUCCCUGUUAAAAGGUUUCCAUGGAAGCUGCAGUCUGUCGUACAACUUUAAAAGUACUACAGAGAAAUGCAGAACCAGGUCAUCUUUCAAGAGGGAAGAACAUUUGAGAAAUUGCAAACAUGCAGUGUUGUAAUAUGCAUGUAUGUCUCUUGUACUGGUGUAUUCCUUAAUCUUGUAACGUACAGCAGUGUACCGUUUAGAGAUUUUUUUUUUCUCUAGUUCAAUUUCUGAUAAAUUUCAUUGCUUUUUGACUGUAAAUAUGAUUAGGGAUUGAAAGAGUUUUCAUAUUGAUUGCAGUGACUAACACGAUUGUAGUAAAACUAUAUGUAUUUACAGCUAAAUAAGAACAGCAGUAUUGAAAUGCAUGCUAACCUUUUUCUCUACUCGUCUACUUCUUGUACAGCCCUGAGAAACAGCAGCAUUUCAUGUUAUGUGUAGACUGAAGCAUGUUUCUGCGAAAAUGUUGCUGUUACUUCUCAUUGUGUCUGUCUGAAGAACCCAGCUCAUUUGUCAGGAACUGACCGCUCUCACAUGCUCAGUACUGCUUGACUAUUGCUAACUUUAUAUAAAAACAUUUUGGCUUAAGAAAAUGGCAUUCCUUUUGGUCUGUACAUGAGCAAUUGGAAAUUCUAGUUGGGUCUUGUGUAUUGCAACAAUAAACAAAAAUAAUUGAAAAACUGUUUGAAAAAGCAGGUACUUUCCCCUUCCCCUAGAUCGUGUGCUUCUGUUUAUAGGAAUUAGGACUGCAAAUAAAACUGAGUGGAACAGACCUAGUUUAAACAAGUGUAGUACAAAUGUGAAUAGUGCUAACAACUCUGAAAUGCUUAGCAACAAAUUGUUCACAGUGGCAUGGCAGAUUAACAAUAAAGAAAAUGCAUUUAAGCAACA